This is a messenger RNA of Lasiosphaeria miniovina, 731 nucleotides long. RefSeq lists its product as uncharacterized. The transcript has a single exon. The record is from RefSeq and is a predicted model, not a curated record. Lineage: Eukaryota; Fungi; Ascomycota; Sordariomycetes; Sordariales; Lasiosphaeriaceae. Bases 317 to 517 code for a protein of 66 amino acids.
CCCAUAUCUAUCAAUCUGCUCUUUCUCGUGCCUCAUUACCUGGCAACUGUCUCGAUAUCCUUUUUUCCCAUGAAGCUCCUUGUCUUCCCAGUCACCCUCUUGACCCGCCAGCAUAGUUAACAUGCAUGUCAUCAGGGCCGAUGUGUUACUGAAAUGAGCAAGCCAAAUUUGUGGUUAAAGCAGUGCAACAUAGGCACGCGAUAGGUCUGUUUUACGAGGGACGAAAUUGCUGUAUGCUUUUCGUCAGGCAGCCAUACUCGAGGGGGCUGCGGGUUGCAAGAAUGAGUGCAACUACCGAAUAAAACAGCGUUGGCCCAUGGGACGAGGGUCGACGGUUGUGUUGUACUACAGUAUUAUGCCACACCAGUUACGGCGGUUUAAUGCAGUCGCGGUAUCUAAACCACACCGGCCGCUCACCGGCAGUGGGGGGGUGGAAUGGGGCAGAGGAACACAGAUUAUUAUCCUCAUGUUGGGGGCCAGAAUCUUACUCGUAGGCCUACGAAGUUGCGUUCAGUGAUUCGCAUCUGAAGUGCCGAGUAGGCCUGGGGGAUGAAGCUUGAGAGAGAGUGGAAGAAAACAGGGGGUAUGCUUGGUACUCCUCAAGUAUUUCUAGAUGGUUAGUCCGGUAGUAAUUAUCACUCGGUCCGCGAAUCUUGGCCUGGCGUGGCGAACGAGUUUGAGCAGUGGUGGGAACUAAUUAUCACGAGAAACCAAGGCGAAAAGCAAAAUCG